Molecule: messenger RNA, 3063 nt
Organism: Cyprinodon variegatus (sheepshead minnow)
Lineage: Eukaryota; Metazoa; Chordata; Actinopteri; Cyprinodontiformes; Cyprinodontidae
Product: septin-7-like
Exons: 14
Coding region: 267-1568 (433 amino acids)
Biological process (GO): cilium assembly; cytoskeleton-dependent cytokinesis
Cellular component (GO): microtubule cytoskeleton; septin ring; cell division site
Molecular function (GO): molecular adaptor activity; GTPase activity; GTP binding
Source: RefSeq, a predicted model, not a curated record
CUCAUCGGGAAGAAAAUCAGCCGUUGGAGUGUUUUCUCUUCACUGUGAGCUCCCUCCGUUGUAGAAUUAGUUAGCAGCCAUAUGUAAUUUGGACCACUUCAUUCAUUCAUUCAUUCAUUUUUUUCCCACAUAGGGCACGUUUUUUACUUAGCUUUGGUGCGUUAGCUUAGUUAGCAGCGUUUGCUACUGAGCUCCGUGACUCCCUCAGACGGUCCUCGGUGUAUGCCUCGGUGAGUGUUCCUAGCAGGCUGGGUGGUGACAGCACAAUGAUCGAGCGGCCAGACACUGCAGUUCCGAGCAUCGCUCAGCGGAACCUAGAGGGGUAUGUGGGCUUCGCCAAUCUCCCAAACCAGGUCUAUCGGAAGUCUGUCAAGAGAGGGUUUGAGUUUACGUUAAUGGUUGUUGGUGAGUCUGGUCUCGGUAAAUCCACUCUCAUCAACUCUCUGUUCCUGACUGACCUGUACUCCAAGGAUUACCCUGGACCGUCGCAGCGCAUAAAGAAGACUGUACAGGUGGAACAAUCCAAAGUUUUGAUCAAGGAAGGGGGUGUCCAGCUGACACUGACCAUUGUGGACACGCCAGGUUUUGGAGAUGCAGUGGACAACAGCAAUUGCUGGCAGCCAGUAAUAAACUAUAUCGACAGCAAGUUUGAGGACUUCCUUAACGCAGAGUCGAGGGUGAACCGUAGAUCCAUGCCGGAUAACCGAGUUCACUGCUGCCUGUAUUUCAUCGCGCCUUCUGGCCAUGGUUUAAAACCUCUGGAUAUUGAAUUCAUGAAGAGGCUCCAUGACAAAGUCAACGUCAUUCCUCUCAUCGCAAAAGCCGACACACUGACUCCUGAGGAGUGUCAGCUCUUUAAAAAACAGAUAAUGAAAGAGAUACAGGAGCACAAGAUAAAAAUUUAUGAGUUCCCCGACACUGAGGACGACGAGGACAACAAGCUCAUCCGCAAGAUCAAGGAAAAGAUGCCACUGGCUGUAGUUGGCAGCAAUGUGGUUGUUGAGGUGAACGGCAAAAAGGUCAGAGGUCGUCAGUACCCAUGGGGCGUGGCAGAAGAGGGCAUUUUUGUUGAGAACGGGGAGCAUUGCGACUUCACUGUGCUGCGCAACAUGCUGAUCCGGACACACAUGCAGGAUCUGAAGGACGUCACCAACAACGUCCACUAUGAGAAUUAUCGCAGUAAAAAACUGGCCGCUGUCACCUGUAACGGGGUGGACACCACCAAGACCAAAGGGCAGCUCACAAAGAGUCCUCUGGCUCAGAUGGAGGAGGAGCGCAGGGAGCAUGUGAUGAAGAUGAAGAAGAUGGAGGCGGAGAUGGAGCAGGUCUUUGAAAUGAAGGUUAAGGAGAAGAAGCAGAAGCUGAAGGAUUCCGAGGCUGAGCUGGAGAGGCGCCACGAACAGAUGAAGAGGAACCUGGAGGCGCAGUACAAGGAGCUGGAAGAGAAGAGGCGAGUGUUCGAGGAUGAGAAGGCCAACUGGGAGGCUCAGCAGAGAAUCCUCGAGCAGCAGAAACUGGAUGCCUCCAAGACGAUGGAGAAGAACAAGAAGAAAGGGAAAAUCUUUUAAAGCCAGAGAAAACCUCCCGGUUCAGUUUCAAACUCCUCUACCUGUCCAUGUCCUCUGAAGUCUUUGUGUCAUGUGGGCCUCAGACCGAUCAUUCAGUCAGAUGUCAAAUUCAACCUCCCCCGUAUCACACGACGCAGAAACGGACUCGCCUCUGCAGCGCCUCUGCUUCUCAUGAGGAAUGCAUGUUUGUGCUUUUCUAUUUGCUGUAUUUCUUGACAAAGAGGGACCUUCCUCAGAGUUACCACGUGGCAGGGACCAUGCAUAUCCAUUUGUAAACAUGUAGUUUUUCAGGUCCGCAGAUAGCGGUUUGUUUUACUGUUAGGAAGCUAGAACCCCUCAGACAUUGAGUGUUUGCAGUGUUGUCAGUCUGCUGACGCUGAUUCUGCUUCAGGAGCUGCUUGAUCCGACUGCAGACAGACUAGUUAGUGAACCCGUUCAGCGGCAGAUCUCCGUCUGCCUCAGGAAAGGGUAAGAAAACAGGAUUCUGUGGCACUAUUCAGGUUUUAAAACACUCGUUAACAAGGUUUUUCCAAAAUAACUUUUCUUCCCUUGUCUCUAGUUAAAAAUAUCUUCUAAGAUUAACGGCUGUAAACAAAUGAAGUAAAAGCUUCUCAGUCUGAAGCAUGUUUGCAUUCUGUCCAGCUGAAAAGGUGUUCUGCUAACCAGUUAAAAUCAAAAUGUUUUUUUUUCUUUAUAAUAGUAUGAAAAAUAAUCCCUUCUGAUUUCACGUCUGUUCUGAAACAUUAGAAUUAUUUCUGUUUAUUCUAGGAUAUAAAGUGAAGCCUCACUGGUGUGACAUCACAGUGAACAAAGGUGUUUUAUAUUGAUGGGUUUUAUAUCAUCCACCUAAACCCUCUAUCAUGAUUAUUCCCAAUAGUUUAUGCAAAAUUACACAAAGGAGGAUUUGUUUAAUCUGUAAAUUGAUAGAAUUCCAAUCAAAAUAAAGUUUUUCAUAUUUGUUUUACAAAUAAACUCACCUUUAUGUUGAUAAAUAACAGAACAGAUUUAAAGGGUUUAGUUUACUAUUUCUUUCCUCAGAGCUGUAAUGUUUUAUUUUCAUAUGAUGGAUAUAAAAUACUGGUUGUACUCUACCUUAAUCCCUUCUUUGGUUGAAUAAAUCCCUUCUUCCUCCUGAUAAAUAGCAGGGCAAACCCACAGCACAUAAAGUAUUAACUGUAUUUACCUGCUUCUGAUGUGUACAAACAAGAAGCUGUUCAGUUUUUCUUUUUUUUUUCCACAUUAUUUCAGAGCAGAACCGCAUUCAUCUAUACAUCUGUCCCCUUAAAUAAAGCUCCUCACAACUGCUCCCCCUUUUUUGUUUACAUCUAAUCUGAAAUCAUAAGAAUCUGUAACGACUGACCCAAAUGCUUAAGUUUAGCUGUAUUUUUUGUAAUAUUUUCUUUUUUUAUAUAUAUCUAUAUAAAUACAAUGUUUCUUCUUUGUUUAUCAUGUUUUCUGUCUCUUAACUGUACAUGGUUAAUAUUAAAGUUAUGCU